This is a messenger RNA of Erpetoichthys calabaricus (reedfish), 3205 nucleotides long. Its product is annotated as cytochrome P450 3A30-like. NCBI's taxonomy places the organism in Eukaryota, Metazoa, Chordata, Cladistia, Polypteriformes, Polypteridae. Bases 145 to 1656 code for a protein of 503 amino acids. The transcript has 13 exons. Gene Ontology annotation, molecular function: steroid hydroxylase activity; heme binding; iron ion binding. The record is from RefSeq and is a predicted model, not a curated record.
CCUGUCCGCCGACCUGUCCCCUUUGCUUCGCGACGAGGGAAGAAAGCAGAUAAAAAGCGGAGGAAAGGUGAACUUUGGGAGAGAGGAUCGGAAAGUGGUGUUGGCGAACAGAGGACAAGAGAGAAGAGUACAGUGAAGGCUAAGAUGGAGUUUUUGCCCGGUUGGUCUGCAGUUACCUGGACCCUGCUAGUCCUCUUCUUCACUCUUUUUAUUAUAUAUGGCUUGUGGCCAUUCCGGUUCUUUAAAAAAUUAGGCAUUCCUGGACCUCAGCCUUUACCCUUUAUUGGAACAUUUCAUCACUAUAGAAAGGGUUUCUUCAAAUUUGAUACCGAGUGUUUUCAGAAAUACGGAAAGUUCUGGGGAAUUUUUGAUGGAAGGCAACCUGUUUUAGGAAUCAUGGAUACUUCAAUGAUAAAAACUAUUCUAGUGAAAGAGUGUUAUUCGGUUUUCACAAAUAGACGGAACUUUGGAUUGAAUGGUCCCUUGUACGAUGCUGUUUCAAUUGCUGAAGAUGACAUCUGGAAACGAAUCCGCCAUGUGUUGUCACCAACAUUCACCAGUGGGAGACUCAAAGAGAUUUUUCCAAUCAUGAAACACUACGCAGAUAAUCUUCUACAGAAUGCUCAGAAGAUCUCAAACACCAAGGAACCUGCCCUGAUGAAGGACCUGUUUGGAUCAUACAGUUUGGAUGUUGUAGCAAGCUGCUCCUUCAGUGUUAACAUCGACUCUAUCAACAAUCCUAAAGACCCUUUUGUGGCCAAUCUGAAGAAAAUGAUUAAAUUUAGUUUUUUUAAUCCAUUGUUUUUACUUUGUGCUUUCUUCCCUUUCCUAAUUCCACUAUUUGUGAAAAUGAACCUGUGCUUCUUUCCUCCCACGGUGCUGGAAUACUUCUAUGACUAUCUUCGGAAGAUCAAAGCAGAAAGGGAAAAAGAUGUGCAUGAUAAUCGAGUAGAUUUCCUGCAGUUGAUGGUCGACUCUCAAAUGAAUGAUAAAUCUGAAUCUGAAAAAGGUCUGACAGAUCAUGAAAUUCUCUCACAGUCAAUGAUAUUCAUGUUUGCUGGCUAUGAAACGACAAGCACGGCCCUCUCUUUCAUGUCAUUGAACCUGGCUACCCAUCCUGAUGUAAUGAAAAAAGUCCAGGAGGAGAUUGAUAAAUUCCUUCCAAACAAGGCUCCUGUGACAUACGACGCUCUCAUGGAAAUGGAAUACCUGGACAUGGCAGUCAAUGAAUCUCUGAGGCUCCAUCCACCAGGAACACGACUUGAGAGAGUCUGUAAGAAGACCAUAGAGCUGAAUGGGGUAACUAUUCCCAGAGGAACAGUGUGCAUGAUUCCUGCCUUUAUUUUACAUCGAGACCCAGAACACUUUCCAGAUCCUGAAGCUUUCAAGCCUGAAAGAUUUAGCAAAGAGAUGAAGGAAAGUAUGGACCCCUACGCAUUCCUGCCUUUUGGAUCUGGACCUCGAAAUUGCAUUGGGAUGAGGUUUGCCCUCCUCAUCAUGAAAGCUGCCAUAGUUCAGCUGCUUCAGAAUUUCGACUUUGUUCCCACUGAGGAUAUGCAGUACCCUAUUGAACUCAGCAUCAAGGGAUUCCUCCAGCCGGUGAAACCCAUCACUCUGAAACUUGUACCCCGGGCAAUGACGAGUAGUGAAGAAUAACUGAUGGAAGAAGAAAAAUGAGCUAGUAGUGUGUUUUGGUACAUUAACUAUGUUAUUGAUGGGUUUAUGUAUAAAGUUUUUUUAGCCAAUUUGUUGCACAUUGCAAUACAAAAUGAAAUCAGUCCAAUUUCUCUGAUAGGCAGGAAAGCAUUUGUAAAUAUCAGUGAGACAAAACAUGCAUUCAAAGCAAUAUAAAAGUAUAUAAUAAUCAUACAUUUAUAAACAGAUAAUUACUUUCACCUCUUAAAUUAAAAUUAAAUAUAUAUAUAUAUAUAUAUGUGUGUGUGUAUAUAUAUAUAUAUAUAUAUAUAUAUAUAUAUAUAUAUAUAUAUAUAUAUAUAUAUAUAUACUGUAUAUAAACUAUAGCAUGUACUUAUGCACUGAACAUAUUUCCUUUGUUUCCUUAAAUACUGCUGCUGCUCAUUUUCUCCUAAAAUAUUCCAGAUGAUCUGUCAGAAAUAUAACAGCAACAUCAUGACAGAAUGAAUUCUUUUAAUGAGUGGUGAUACAGAGACUGGCCAGAAAUUAGAUAAUUUGAUACUGGCUGGUAGCAAUACAUCCAUCUCUCUUCAUCACAAUGAUACUUUUAUAUUCUUAUUUUGUUGGCAUACCGGUGAUCUUAGUGUUGUUAAGUGGUAUUAAUCUUAGGGUACUUUGGUGAAAUACAUUCAUCUUAAAUAAUCCAAUGAUAACAAAUAAUUUAAAAACACAGUACGUUGUUUCUUAAUAUUUUGAGGGGAACUCAAAUCCAAGGAAAAUGGGGCUCAAAAAAUCCUGAAUCUUUACAUUUAGUGUAAAUCUACUGUACAUUUUUAGAAGACUGUCUAAAUUACACAUUUUACUGUCACAGUUAUUCUACUUUUGUUUCGUCUUAUUUAGGCAAGACAUUUUUUUGUUUGGAAAAGAGUUGUAAUUUUAAGACAGUGUGUCUUUGAUUCUAAAGAUCCAUAGUACUAAGGUGAUUAUUAGUGAAUGAGUCAGCAAUGUUUUUAUUUGUUUGUUGUUGUUUUUUUAUACAAUGUCGUACAGCAGAACAUCUCCAGUUGAUUUAGAAGAACCAUGUUUGUCAGAUUGAUCUGGUUUUAAAGAUAAAGCAAAAUAAUUUAAACACUCACUUGACUUUAUUUUUCUAUUUAUGAUUGGGAACUUCUUCCCAUUUCUGAAAGGGUUUUCCUGUGGGUACUCCACUUACCUCAAACUGUGCUUUCUAGAUUAACUGCCAAUUGCAAAUUGGUCUUUUGUUAAUGCGAGGAGAUGUGGGUGUGUGUGUGUGUGGGCCCAUCAAUGUCCUGGAACUCAAACUUACAAAAAAAAUGUGCACUUGGGUGAAGAACACUGACAUAAAACUGUAAAAUCCAGGAAUGCAGAGACCCAGACAGACAAACUUACUGCUGUUAUCAAUGCAAAAGGUGCUUAAUUUAAAAGGAUGUACACUUACAUAAUCAAAGCAUUUGUUUUGUUUUUUUUCUUUAUUAUUAUAAAAAAUGAUGCACCUAUAUCUCACUUAAAUAAUGUUGGUUACAAGAUCUUAUUAAAGGUUAAAAAGUUC